Molecule: messenger RNA, 549 nt
Organism: Rangifer tarandus platyrhynchus (Svalbard reindeer)
Lineage: Eukaryota; Metazoa; Chordata; Mammalia; Artiodactyla; Cervidae
Source: the annotation of a GenBank genome assembly
AUGGGGCGUCAGCAGCAGGCAGUCUUCAUGGACAGGCGGGAUGGGGCCACCCAGGGAGGGUGUGUAGAUGGACAGAGGAAAGAGAAGCUGCCAGGGACCACACCCCGGGCCCUCGGAAGCUUCGAGUCGGGGGAGGAGGAGCUGGCAGAGGGAUUGAGGUUUCCGGGGCAGCGGCGGCCGGGGGAGUCAUGGAGCAAGCUUGCUUCCUUCCGUUUCGGGCCUGAGUUCGCCGCCCUCCCCUCAUGCCUGGCUGCGGUUUUCCGCCGCGCUCCUGGGUCCACAGCGCUUUUCUUCCGCGGACUCGGCUCCACCUCUCAAGUCAGAAUUGCUGUCGGGACGCCGGAUAUCAACCUGACUUGUGCUCUUUGGUGCUCCCCACCCCCACCUGGACUCCUGGGUCCCGGGGCUGGCAUCUCCACUCUGCCCUCGGUGCGUAUUUCCCGAUCUCAUCUCGCCACAGUUUCUGCCUCUGUGAUGCUUUCUCAGCCCUACAAGCUGCCCGUGGGCUCAGCCGCACCCAUCCGGCUACUUGUCCUCUCUGUGGUCUGA